AUGGAAGCAGAAAGAAAGAAAGAAAGAAAAGAAGAGACCACCAGAAGACCUAGACCAGACCCAACAGGCGUGGUCAACGUAAUAAUGGGCGGAUCAACCGGAGGAGACAGCAACACCACAAGAAAGAAAGCGGCUAGGACGGUCUAUUCUGUCAGCCCAAGUGCACCAGAAGCAAAGAAGUUUGGGAGCAUAUCUUUUUCAGAAAGUGAUAGCCAUGGGUUAUCACUCCCCCACGAAGACGCCCUGGUUGUCAAGGGACGACUAAACAAUUUCGAAGUAUCCCGAAUGCUUGUAGACACGGGAAGUUCGGUCAACAUGAUCACGAUGGAGGUAUUUGGAAGGAUCGGACUAAAAAAGGAAAGUUUGACACGGGUCUCCACUCCGUUGGUAGGACUGGGAGGCAAAUCUGUACAGGUGGAAGGAUCAUUAGAGAUAAGCAUCCAACUGGGGGAUGGAGAAAUCUAUAAAGAAGUCCGAGCGGAAUUCAUGGUAGUCAAUAUGGACUUCGCCUACAACGCAAUCCUGGGAAGGCCACUACUACACGACACGUGUGCGUCCAUUUGCGUGAGGUAUUUACUGAUGAAAAUCCCGACCAGGGAAGGCGAUGCAGAAGUCAGAGGAUGUCAGAAAUCAGCAAGAGAGGCAUACUUCACGGCCCUCAAAAAGGUUCACGUAACUUUGCCAGUGUUAACAAUGGAACCUCCAGAAAGGACAGAGAAGGCAGAACAUUAUGGGCGAACCACGAAGAUAGAGCUAUCCCCAGGAAAAGAGAUAGUGGUCGGAGACGAGCUGGAGGAAGGGAUCAAGCGGUCUCUGACAGAAAACCUCAGAACACUGGGAGACUCCUUUGCCUGGACAACAGAAGAACUGAUCGGAGUAAACCCAGAUGUCAUAUGCCAUCGGUUAAACAUAGCGGCCGACUCAAAGCCCGUAGUACAAAAGAAUAGAAGACACUCGCCCGAAAAACAGCUAGCCAUUGCAGAAGAAAUCGCCAAAUUGAAGGAAGCAAACGUGAUCAAAGAUGCUUAUUACCCAAAGUGGGUGGCCAACGUAGUAAUGGUGAAAAAAUCCAACGGCACUUAUCGAAUGUGUGUAGACUUCACAGAUCUAAACAAGGCAUGUCCUAAAGAUAGUUUCCCAUUACCAAGCAUCGAUCAAUUAGUGGACUCUACGGCGGGCCACGCCCUAUACGCGUUCCUGGACGCCAAAGCAGGAUACCAUCAAAUACCCAUGGCACCAGAAGACCAGGAAAAAACGGCUUUCGUAACAGACCAGGGGUUAUUUUGUUAUAAGAUGAUGCCGUUCGGCCUAAAAAACGCGGGAGCCACAUACCAGCGGUUGGUGAACUUCAUAUUCAGAGAUCAGAUUGGAAAACACAUGGAAGUUUAUGUGGAUGACAUGAUUAUUAAGAGUGUCAGGACUGAAGACCAUCCAAAGGAUGUGAAGGUAGUCUUAGAAACGCUGAAAAGAUACCAAUUAAAGCUAAAUCCGGAGAAGUGUGUAUUUGGAGUACCAGCAGGAAAGUUCUUGGGAUACAUGGUCUCCCAGCGUGGGAUUGAAGCCAACCCAGAUAAAAUUGAAGCAGUCUUGAAAAUGGCGCCACCUCGGACCAUUCACGAAGUCCAGAAACUCAACGGCCGGAUCACAGCCCUAGGUCGGUUCAUGUCUUGCUCGGCCAAACGAUGUUUACCUUUCUUCAAAACCCUGAAACAGAUCAAGAACUUCACAUGGACAGCAGAAUGCCAGCAGGCGUUUGAGGAAUUGAAAAGCUUCCUAUCCUCACCCCCACUUUUGGCGAGACCAGAUCCGGGCGACGUGUUAUAUUUAUACAUCUCUUGCUCUGACGAAACAAUAGCAGGAGUAUUGGUAUCGGAAAAAGGAGGAGAACAAUACCCGAUCUACUACAUUAGCAAAGUGCUCAGAGAUGCGGAGCUAAGAUACCCAAAGUUGGAAAAGCUGGCGCUAUGCAAGGCGGAGACAAGUGGACGCAUAGCAGAAUGGGCCGUCAAAAUAGGAAGCCUGGGCGUUAUCUAUGAAGCUCGAAAAGCAAUGAAAGCUCAAGCACUAGCCGACUUCUUCGCAGAAUUAACAUUCAAGGAACCCAUGGAGGACAAAACGACUCCUUGGGAGAUACACGUCGAUGGAGCAGUUUGCGGAGAAGGAGCGGGUAUCGGAGUCGUGCUCAAAGGACCAGGAAGAAUCCAAAUGGAAUACUCAGCAAGACUCGAAUUUCCAGCUUCCAACAAUGUUGCGGAAUAUGAGGCGCUGAUAACAGGGUUGCAAUUGUGCGAAGAACUCAAUAUCUCCGAAGUCCAGAUCUAUAGUGAUUCACAACUAGUCGUGAACCAAGUCUCAUGGAACUUCGAAGUAAAAGAAGCUACAUUGAAGAAAUACGCCAAGCAAGCCAAAACCUUCUUUGCCAAUAAUGGGCGAUCCUGGUCGUUACAGCAAAUACCUAGAGCAAUGAAUGGAAGAUCAGACGAAUUGGCAAAGUGGGCAGCAACAAAGAAUUACGACUCAAUGAGAAACAUCCCUCAUGAAAUCAAACGACAACCUAGCUUCCAAGAAGAAAUUGAAGAAGGCGAAGUACUGAUGGUAGAAGGGGAAGAAACCUGGAUGACCCCCCUCACAGCAUACUUGGCUAAUGGAAUACUCCUCGAGGAUAGAAAGGAAGACAAAAGAAUAGUGAUACUAUCAUCAAAGUUCGGAAUAUACAACGGCCAGCUGUACAAACGGUCAUUCACCCAUCCCUGGCUAAGAUGUGUGAACAAAGAAGAAGGAGAGUACAUCAUGAAAGAAUUACAUGAGGGGACCUGCGGAGCACAUGACGAAGCACUGCUACAAGGCUAUUAUUGGCCCACGAUGAAAGAACAAGCUACAACGCUAGUAAGGGGAUGCUGGCCUUGCCAGCAACAUGCUUUGGUACCAAGAAAGCAAGCUUCAGAAAUGAAACCGAUCGGCAGUGCGUGGCCCUUCGCCCAGUGGGGUAUGGAUAUCCUAGGACCUCUCCCUUUGGCUACAGGACAACGGAAGUUCUUGGUAGUGGCAAUCGACCAUUUCACUAAGUGGAUAGAAGCAGAACCACUGGCAAAAAUCACCCAGCAACGCAUAACUAACUUUUUCUUUAGAUCUAUCUUGUGCAGGUUUGGAAUACCGAAGGUGCUAAUCACAGACAAUGGAAAGCAGUUCGACUCAGCAAAAUUCAGAAAGUUCUGUGCCGAAUAUCAAAUCAAUUUGAGGUUCACCUCGGUUUAUCAUCCACAAUCAAAUGGGCAAACCGAAGUGGCCAACAUGAUUCUACUGGCCGGACUAAAAAGAAGAUUAGACGAAUACAAAGGAAGAUGGGUAGAAGAACUCUACAGCGUUCUAUGGAACUACCGUACCACCCCUAGGGAAUCAACGGGCGAAACUCCAUUCGCCCUAGCUUAUGGAACGGAGGCUGUAAUUCCUGUAGAGAUUGGCGCACCCACACCAAGGACAGAGGACAACCAGCUAAACCUAGAAGAAAACGAAGAAGAGCUCAGGAACAAUCUGGAUCUCCUGGUUGAAAAAAUCAACAGAUCAGAUAUCAGGAUGGAAGCCUACAGACAAAAGAUGGCCAAACAUUUCAACAGCCAUGUAAAGAAAAUAAAAUUCAAACUAGGCGACCUCGUCAUGCGAAAGACCGAAGUCAAAAAAGGAGAAGCAGGAAGCGGAAAACUGCAGCCAAACUGGGAAGGACCUUACACCAUCAGCGAGGUCAUUAAGGAAGGAACAUUUAAGCUCACUAACUCCAUGGGAAGAAUCAUACCAAGGACAUGGAACGCCAACAACUUGAGGAAGAUUUAG
Molecule: messenger RNA, 3828 nt
Organism: Mercurialis annua (annual mercury)
Lineage: Eukaryota; Viridiplantae; Streptophyta; Magnoliopsida; Malpighiales; Euphorbiaceae
Exons: 2
Coding region: 1-3828 (1275 amino acids)
Biological process (GO): DNA integration
Molecular function (GO): RNA-DNA hybrid ribonuclease activity; nucleic acid binding
Source: RefSeq, a predicted model, not a curated record